Molecule: messenger RNA, 1949 nt
Organism: Chilo suppressalis (striped riceborer)
Lineage: Eukaryota; Metazoa; Arthropoda; Insecta; Lepidoptera; Crambidae
Source: the annotation of a GenBank genome assembly
CACCAACGUGAGAACCAAACAUUACUGUAAAUAGUGUCACCUCAGCGACAUUUAGAUAAUAAGAACCAAAAAUGGCUGUAGGAAAGAUCACCGGAGAUCUAGAAAACAAAAGAGAUUUACACAAAAACUGCACAGAAAAAGAAGAUAACCCAAAUACUAUUUCAAAAUCAGCAUUAAGUGUUGCCGUGUCGCCAACGAAUGAAGUGGAUUUUGAUGAUUUAUUAUCUUCAGCCGGGGAGUUGGGAAGGUAUCAGAUUAUUUUGUUCUUCGCUACCUUCCCGUUUUAUGUUUUUGGUGUAUUUGUAUACUACUCCCAACUGUUUAUGACCGAAACGUCUCCAAAUCACUGGUGUUGGAUACCAGAAUUGGAAAAUUUAACAGAUAUCGAACGAAGAAAUUUGGCUAUACCCCAGGACAGUCAUACCAGAUUUGGAUAUUCACACUGUCGAGCCUAUGUGGCCAAUUGGACUGAUGUAUUAUCAAGCGGGUUGAAACCAAACGAGUCUUGGAAAACUGUGUCUUGCCAACAUGGAUGGGAAUUCAAUAAAAGUGAAAUACCAUAUGAAACGAUAUCGAGUGAAAUGGAAUGGGUAUGCGAGAAAGACAGCUAUCAAGCGAGCGCUCAGUCAAUUUUCUUCCUAGGUUCUGUUGUGGGAGGCUUUAUAAUUGGCUGGAUAUCUGAUAAAUAUGGGAGAUUACCAGCGGCUAUCAUCAGUAAUGUAAUAGGCUGUAUCGGUGGGUUUACAAGUACGUUUACAAGUAACUUUAUUGAAUUUGCCACAUGUAGAUUUUUCAUGGGUAUGGCAUAUGAUAACUGUAUGAUGAUGGCCUACCUGAUUGCCUUAGAAUAUGUGGCACCAAAGUACAGAAGUCUUAUAUCUAAUAUGGCAUUCGCUCUCUUCUACGCCUUCGCUGUGACGGCACUGCCAUGGUUAGUGCUUAUAUGUGGAGACUGGAAAAUUAUCUCUCUAGUAACAAGUAUACCAUUAUUAUUAUCUUUGUUAACUCCUUUAUUUCUACCAGAGAGCCCAAGAUGGCUACUUUCCAAAGGAAGAGUAGAUGAAGCUAUUAAAAAAGUUCUCACGAUAGGACGAGUUAACAAAAAAGAAGUACCAUCCAAACUAAUAGAACAAUUUAGACAUUCGACAUGUAAUAAAAAGCAGGAAGAAUCCUUGAACUGUUUAGAAAUUUUUAAAAGACCAAUGGUGAGAAAUAUGUUUCUGUGUAUAUGUUUGGAUUACAUGUGUUGUGCUAUCGUGUUUGACGGAUUGGUGAGAAGUCUUGGCCAAUUGGACUUAGAUUUUUUCCUUUCCUUCUCAGUUGUGUCUUUCACAGAGUUCCCAUCAAUGCUCAUCACAGCUUUUAUCAUGGAUUGGAUGGGAAGAAGAUGGUUAACAACAAUAGUCAUGUCAGUAAGCUGUAUUUUUUCUAUAUUGACUGUUUUCGUAAGCGGUGGUGUGCUUUCAUUGGUUUUUGCGAUAGUGGCAAGGUUUGCUGUGAAUAUUGCAUACAGUGUUGCGAUGCAAUGGGCUGCAGAAAUGCUUCCGACAUCAGUGAGAGGAUCUGGUGUAUCAUUUGUCCACAUAUGUGGUUAUAUUGCAACCUCUUUAGCACCUUACGUUAUUUAUUUGGAAACUUACGUCUAUUGGCUUCCAUUGGUUGUUAUUGGAGCGAUUGCUGGCUUUGGUGCCUUGGUAGCGUUUGCUUUACCAGAGACUGCGAAGAAAGACAUGCCCCAAACAUUUGAAGAUGCCGAAGAGAUGAUCAGGAAACAGAGAUUUUGGGAAUUCCCAUGUAUAGGAGAGAGAAAUAUCGACGGCCCCGCGAAUGAAGCAUAAGUAAUGUGUGAAAAACAAUGUCACAGAGUUUGUAGAUUUUUAAAUUUGAGCAGUGAUUUAAUACAUAGCAACUUUAAGUAUCAACCAACAUGACCCGCAAAUAUAAGUAUG